Molecule: messenger RNA, 1799 nt
Organism: Nymphaea colorata (pocket water lily)
Lineage: Eukaryota; Viridiplantae; Streptophyta; Magnoliopsida; Nymphaeales; Nymphaeaceae
Product: probable protein phosphatase 2C 46
Exons: 4
Coding region: 468-1676 (402 amino acids)
Biological process (GO): protein dephosphorylation
Molecular function (GO): cation binding; protein serine/threonine phosphatase activity
Source: RefSeq, a predicted model, not a curated record
UCAGAAAAUUGUCCAACUUGAAAAGCUCCCCUGACGCCAAACCGUUUUGGGCUUUGGUGGGUCUCUCUCCCUCUAACCCUUGGCUUCUGCUUGGCUGUCUCAGAUUAGCUCCAUGUUGGUUUUUAUGGAUUUUGUCUGCAGAGAGGAGAAGCGGAAGAGCGAGAGAUGCGAAAAAAAAGAGCACCCAACAAGAAAAUAGUAUUAAUAAUCACUUCCCUUCAGCUCCCAUCCUCAUCCUCUUUCUCUUCCUACUCUUUGGUUAUUUCUCUCCCUAGAUCUGCGAACAGUACCGCCUUCGUGGCUACCUCCAUGAUCUCUGGAUGAAGAAAGGAGGGAAGAGGGGUAGAUUUGGCGCCUCCCCAUCUGGCCAUUUUAGGGUUUGCUGCUCAGGGUCUGCCGUCAUCUGUGCCGCCAGUUCGUUUUUGAUGUGGAGGGAAAAUUGGUGUCCCGUCUGGAUGAGAUGAGGGAUGUUGGCGGACUUAAUGAAGCUCGUAGCCGCCUGCUGGCGGCCGUCUGCCAAGGACGGGUACGGCAACGGUAGUCGCGGAGGAGGAGAUGCCGCUAUCGUUGGACGGCAGGACGGCCUUCUCUGGUAUAAGGACUCUGGCCAGCAUCUGAAUGGCGAAUUUUCGAUGGCUGUCGUCCAGGCUAACAACCUCCUCGAGGAUCAGAGCCAGAUCGAGUCCGGUUCGUUGAGCUUGCUCGAGUCCGGACCUUGCGGCACCUUCGUCGGCGUCUACGACGGUCACGGCGGCCCCGAGACUUCGCGGUAUAUCAACGAUCACCUCUUCUACCACCUGAAGAGAUUCGCAUCGGAGCAGCAGUCUAUGUCAGCAGACGUCAUAAGGAAGGCAUUCUUGGCAACGGAGGAAGGUUUUUCCAGUGUCGUUUCCAGGCAAUGGCCUAACAAGCCGCAGAUUGCUGCAGUUGGUUCAUGUUGUCUGGCUGGAAUUAUAUGCAACGGAACACUAUAUGUAGCAAAUGUGGGCGACUCUCGGGCCGUCUUGGGUAGGCUAGUCAAGGCAACUGGAGAAGUAUUGCCCAUUCAAUUGUCCACUGAGCAUAAUGCGAGUAAUGAAGCUAUAAGGCAGGAGUUGCGAUCGAUGCAUCCUGAUGACUCGAAUAUAGUAUUUUUGAAGCAUAAUGUCUGGCGAGUGAAGGGCCUUAUACAGAUUUCUAGAUCAAUUGGUGAUAUAUAUUUAAAGAAGUCUGAGUACAACAGGGAGCCGUUAUUUGCUAAAUUCCGUCUGCCGGAACCCUUUAAAAGGCCAAUACUUAGUGCUGAACCAUCCAUUGCAGUGCACACAUUGCAACCUCAGGAUCAGUUUGUCAUAUUUGCCUCCGAUGGGCUCUGGGAGCAUCUCAGUAAUCAGGAAGCAGUUGACCUUGUUCAUAAUAAUCCACACAAUGGAAUUGCAAGGAGGCUGGUCAAAGCUGCACUUCAAGAAGCAGCAAAGAAGCGUGAAAUGCGGUACUCUGAUUUGAAAAAGAUCGAGCGGGGAGUGAGGCGGCAUUUUCAUGAUGACAUCACAGUUGUUGUUGUAUUCCUUGACCCCACCAAAGCAGUGUCAAGUUAUAGUGGCUCCCUCGUUUCUUUAAGAGCUGGUGGGAUAACUGUACCGUCAAAUUCUUUGGCUCCUUAUGGUACACCUAUGGAAAAUAGUAAUUCCCUCUGAAUUUUGCUCAAGUUCUGAACUCUCCUAAUACGUCAUCCAAUUUGAGGGAUGGUUAUUAUGAAAAUAGAAGGUGUUAUAUAUGCAAAAAGUUUAAUGUUAUCAAAUAAGAUUUUCACAACAGAA